Mya arenaria is the source of this 4605-nucleotide messenger RNA. RefSeq names its product protein unc-45 homolog B-like. Gene Ontology annotation, molecular function: Hsp90 protein binding. Lineage: Eukaryota; Metazoa; Mollusca; Bivalvia; Myida; Myidae. The record is from RefSeq and is a predicted model, not a curated record. Bases 228 to 3044 code for a protein of 938 amino acids. The transcript is spliced from 23 exons.
GUUUGCAAGAAUCGGGUUUUCGUUGAACUCAAAUAGAUUAAGAUCGUCUUGAUGAAUGAAAGUCCACCUGAAAUAUCUGUUAGUUUUGGAAAAUAUGUGAAACUCUUCACAACAUAGCAUUUUAUUCAACUGUUUUGUUUAAUUCUUUAUAAUUGAAGACAUAUUUUGAGAACUCUUCAUCAAGGAGAUUUUGUGAGUUCCGGCUGUCAAAACGUGAAAGACCCUGAAUGACCAUGAGUGUUACAGAGCUGAAAGAAAAGGGUAAUGAGAAGUUCAAAGCCGGAGAAUAUGAGGAAGCAUUGGUAUUCUACACACAGGCACUGGGUCUUGGCGACCUUAAGGAUUCUGACAAGGCUGUGAUCUACAAGAACCGAUCCAUGUGUCAACUGAAACUGGACAAGUACGAGAAAGCGGUUGCUGAUGCCACAGAAUCAUUAGAGCUUGUUCCCAAUGACCCGAAGGCGUUGUACCGACGAUGCCUGGCGUACGAGAAGCUAGACAGACUUGAAGAAGCGUAUAAGGAUGCUGGAAUGCUGUUGAAAGUGGAGCCUAAAAAUGUGGCUGUUAAACCUGUGCUGGCAAGAUUGACUCCUGUUAUACGGGAGAGGGUGAAGAUACAGAACAGUACACAAGAAAAAGUUCGGCAGAUGUUCAACCUGGCAUUUGAUGGGGGAAAGGACAAGGAAAAACGCCUGCAGGCGUGCAACAAUCUGAUUGUUCUGGCACGAGAGGAUGGCGGCCCUAGUGUGAUCAUGGAACAUGGCGGGAUGGGAAAACUGAAGGAGUUUAUGCUGUCAGAGAAAGAUCCAGACCUUUUGCAAGCUGGGACCAGAGUACUGUCAUGUCUUACACAGACCUCCAAGGACAGGAGUCAGUGGGUGUAUGAAAACCUCGGGGUUGUACGACUUGGGCAGUUGAUGGCAAUGCCGAUCGAGGGUCUUUCUACAUCGGUAGCCCAUCUCAUACACAAUAUGCUACACAGCAUCACAGACUGGGCUGACUACCAGGUCAAGGUGGAGGAGUUUCAGGAGAAGAAGAGGAACCGUGACCCUGCUAUCCAUCCAAAAUUUAAACUGGAGGAGUACCAGCAUAAGUUUAUAGACGAGGUUUUCCAUGGUCUGAUCAAGAUGUUACAGCAUCACAAGGUGUCAGCAUGUGGGCGAGACGCAGCCAUGGAGCUCAUGAUUAAAACUGUUCCACGUAAAACUGGGCUGCAGUGGACGAAGAAGUUUUUGGAAUCUGACGCUAUCGAAGGCCUGCUGGUCAUUGCGGGAACUGUGAUCCAGCACCAGAGCAUACCUGUCACAGAACAGUCACGCAUGCACGCAUCUCUACUACUGAACACGAUCUGGGAAGAUUUGGCUGGCGAGAAAGAGGCGGAAAAAUUCAAGGGAAAAGUCAGCGAAUUCUUCACGGAGAUGUUUGCAAAUGAGGACCUGGACUCUAAGGUGGAGGCUGUGAGAGCCAUCUCCAUGUUGCUCCAGGGUCCGUUUGAGAUUGGAAACAUGAUUCUCGGGUUUGAAGGCGUCACACAGAUCAUGUUGGCCCUAGCUCAGAGCGACCGAAUCAUGCAUCAGCAAAUAGCUGUGGAGGCUAUCGUUCACUCGGCGUCCAAGAAGGAUCGAUGUACAGGGUUACUGGCAGAGGCGGUGCCGGUGUUGAAAAAGCUCUACCACGAUGGAGGAGAUGACAACAUCAAAGUCCGAGCUCUUGUGGGCAUGUGCAAGCUAGGGUCGUUUGAGGGAUCAGAUGCCAGCAAUCGACCAAUGGCUGAUGGCUCCACAGUUACGCUCGCCAAAGCCUGUAAAAAAUUUUUGUCAAACCCCGAUGGGAAUCUGCAGAUGAAGCAGUGGGCUACAGAAGGUCUGGCGUAUCUCACCCUGGAUGCCGAUGUGAAGGAAGAAUUAGUCAACGACCCUCAGGCACUGGAUGCUGUCAUACAGGCCUCUGCCAACCCAAGCACCAGUCUGAUGUACGCAGCAGCCAUAUUGUUUGUCAACCUGACCAAUAGCACGGACAAGCAGGAGGUUGCCCCAGAGAUGGUUGAACUUGCCAAGUAUGCCAAACAACACAUACCUGAGGAACACCCCAAGGACAAACCAGAGUAUGUGAAAGAACGUAUCAGUCGCCUUAUAUCGGCUGGAAUGCUUAACUGUCUGAUGGCUCUCACCAAGACCGAGAGUAAAAACACCCGCGAACAAGUCUCCAGGGUUUACCUGACAGUUGCCACAGAUGAAAGCUACAGAGGUCAGAUUGUCCAGACAGGAGGGGUCAAGCUACUGUUGGCGCUGUGUCAGGACAACAACACAGACCUUGGGAAACAGGUGGCGGCCCAGACCCUCGCCAAGCUGGCCAUCACACAGGACCCGCAGAUAACAUUCGCCGGACAAAAGAUGUACGAGGUUGUUCGUCCUUUGAUCACACUGCUGCAUGUUGAAAGGACUGGCCUGCAGAACUUUGAGGCAUUGCUGGCACUAACUAAUCUAUCCUCCAUCAGUGAUUCUGUCCGACAGCGAAUCUUGGCCGAGAAAGGGAUUCCGUCUAUUGAACAGUACAUGUAUGAAGACCAUGAACUAAUUCAGAGGGCUGCAAUUGAGUGUAUGUGCAACAUGGUCCAAAAUGAAAAGGUAAUUAAGACGUUUGAGGGCGAAAAUGAUCGUGUGAAGUUCUUCAUGCUGAUUUGUGGGGACGAAGAUGAGAAGAUUGUACGAGCUGCGUCCGGGGCUCUGGCCGUACUGACGUCAGAGAGCGAUAUUGUGUGUAAAAAAAUUGUAGAGGUAAACAAGUGGGAUGAGAUUCUACUCGCCCUCCUAGUUAACGAGCUGCCAGACAUCCAGCACAGGGGCUGCUAUAUCGUCAGGAACAUGGUGCAUGUCAGCAAGGAAAUUGCUGAAAAGGUCUUUGCUGGACAGGUUAUGGAGGUGAUGAUGGCCUUGUCGAUACUGACAGAGCCCGCACAGCAGAAGGUCAGAGAGUUGAGUAAGGAUGCCUUACAUGUUGCUGAGGAACAUGGCAUCAUCAAAAAGAACCCGAACCAAUCCUAGAAUGGAAUUAUAAAAAAAGGCUGAAAUCCUAAGGCCUUAUACAGAAAAGAACUCCAUGUUGGCUUUGUGUGUGAAAUAUCCUUAAGAAUCCUUGGAAGGCUUCAAAAACUUUUCACAAUUUCACGUAACCCUGGAUGGCAUUAUUCAGAUAUAGAACCGUGGCAAUGUGUUCUGGCAAUCCUAGGAUGCUAUUCAGGUUAUAAUGCCACUCCUUGAAUUGCUUUAUUUAGGGGGUAAAAACACUAUUGUCGAAUGGCAUCGAUGGAUCUUCUAAAUGACAAACGUGAUGAAAUACUUUCAGAAACAGCAGAAUAAUUCCUCAUUCAAACUAAUAAUGUGGAAAAGAAAGCUAGAAAUAGAUGUUCAACAUUAUCUUCAGCUCUAUAUGUUUCUUUAGGAUGUAUUUUAAAGACAUUGUAUAUGAUUAUAUUUUUUUUUAAAUUGGCCAUAGUGAGUGGAAUUCAAUGCAUGAUACUAAACAUAUUUGGUGCCUGUGUUGUUUUCAAAAGCAAGCUACAUAUCAUAUGUAAUAUGAAUAUUAACUUACUUGAAUAUGGGGUGCAAUUUAAGAAGGUAAGGGAAUGGUCAAUUGGUCAAGUCAAACAUAUUGUUAAGAUAAUCAUCUAUGAAGAAUAGAAGAAUACUUAUUUUGGACAUGAUUUAGGAAAGCUGUUGAAUGUGGGCCUGGUUUCAUAAAAAACUAAGUGGCAUUACAUAUAACUGUAAGCGAUAACUUUUCGGCAACCUGAUUUGAUUGUUAUAUAUAUUACUAUAGGACUAUUGUCUUAGUAUUUCAUGAAACAUGGGCCUGGCACAAUAUUCACUAAAGUCUGGAGUCUUAGUUUCAGACUCAGAAAACUGAAUCUUUAAAUGUUAAAAGAUAUCAAGAGUGUUACUGAUUUUGACAAAAAAUGUGUACUUGAUUAAAGAACAGGGCCGGUAUUGAUAAAACGUCUUAAGUCAUUUCCGAACUUAAAUCAUUUUCCUCGGUUUAGUAUCUCACUUCAUCACUUGAUAUAAUAACUUUAUACUACAUGUAUCUAAAAUGCUUUAUUUUCAUUAAUUUGUAAUAAACACCCUUGUAAUUUCAAGGCACUGGUACGUUUCUUCCAAUCUGACUACGAAAAUCUGAGGAAAUUGACUUAAGAUAAAAAUUGACUUUAGAUGUUUUAUGAAUACCGGUCCUAAUCAUCUGAACAGACACAGCUAUUUUUGCCAUCUUUGCUCCUGUCAUAGCAUUUUUAAAACAAAAUUAAAAUUUAGCUUUUCUGAAUCUGAGUCUAUAACUCUGAUUUGGGACUUUAAUGAAUAUGUCCCAGAUUUCUGUCAUUAGUUGACAAUGUGAUGUUCUACGCAUGUUCUUCAUGAUCAAAGCUCCCUUUUAAUGCUUUACAUGCACAACCUUAUUGUUCAUAACUAUGCCCUGUGCAAUAGAUCUGUUUUGUUUAUGUUUCAUAUUUUCCUUGAGUGCAGUGAUCAAUUUGUAUCCAUUGUAUAUAUCAUCUAAUACGUAUUUUACAUACCAUGUUUUGAUAAUAUAUUUUGAAAUAAAGAUAUUAAA